GUUUCUGACGUGUGAAUCCAUCUGGAUUGAGAGUAUGCUGCAAUAUGGCGUCUUGUUUUCGUUUGGAACCGAAAAGUGACGAGCAAACAAAAAUUAUGGCUGGUUUGGUGCCGACAGAAACGUUCCACAGCUUCCUUCGAAGGGGGAAGAGGACUUUGCACGUUGGCUGACCGGACGUCGAACGUCUGAAUGUGCGCGAAAGAACGUCUGGAUGGAGAGAGUCACCUUACUAGUCGGUAGCAGACGUCGCCGUCAAUGGUGUCGUCGCUACUCGCCUUUUCUCAUAGUUGGGAUAGCUAUAUUAGUAGUUCAAAUACUCUUAGGAUAUUGCUUUUAUAUUACGGCAACCUCGGAUGACGAAGGCUACGCGUGGAUCAACAAUGUCCAUCAGUUAGGAGCAGGUCGUCACCAAAGCGCUCAGUCCGACGACGAGUACGAAGAGGAGGAGUCCGCAGCCGGACUGCUUCCGCCCGACACAUUUCUCGGCUUUCAUCCGCCGUGCGACAUCACGGAGAAAGAUGCGGUGUCUGCCAUUCGGCGUGCGUCGACGAUGGACUGCAAGAUACAGCUCGCCAACGUGAGCUGCCUCGUCAAGGAGUGGCUCCUGUAUCCGCAUCGGCUGCCCAGAUAUUGUCCGUUGCGAGAAGGACAGGAAGAACAACACCUCGGCUGCUAUGCAGACCGCAUCGAUCGUCGACUGUUUCCAAAACUGGCCUCACGAAAUCGAGCCAAUAAGCCGUCGCGUUGCGUGGGGAUCUGCCUUCGGAUUGGUUACCGCUUUGCGGGCCUCCAGUACGGCACAGAGUGCUUCUGCGGCCGUGAGGAGCCCUCGCCGUCCCUGCGGCUCCCAGUGCAGCAAUGCAACGCCUCGUGUCCUGCGGACAGCAUGCAGACGUGCGGAGGAUAUCUGACGAUGGACGUUUAUCACACUGGCAUAUCUAGUGAAGCGUCGGUGCGACGCGUCGAAACAAAACUCGAGCAGCCAGGCACAGCGCCGUCGGGUAUCCAAGUUCGAAUAGCUUUCGUGCUCUCCGUGAGCGGUCGAGCUCUACGCCAAGUCCUGCGGCUGCUACGGACGAUUUACAGUCCGUCUCAUUUCUUCUACAUCCACGUUGAUGUUAGGCAAGACUACUUAUUCCGCGAGUUGCUCUGGCUGGAAGAACGAUUCAGCAACAUCCGGCUUGCGAGAAAACGCUUUCCAACCAUGUGGGGAGGUUCGUCGUUGCUGCACAUGCUCUUAGAUGCCAUGAAGGAGCUUCUGCAUACCUCAACGCAAUGGCACUACCUGAUCAACCUCAGCGAAACCGAUUACCCAAUCAAGCCACUGAAAGACUUGGAACAAUUCUUAGCUGCCAACAUGGGCACCAACUUUGUCAAGUCUCAUGGACAAGACACACAGAGGUUCAUAGCGAAGCAGGCACUGGACCGUACGUUCCACCAGUGCGACGGACGAAUGUGGAGGCUGGGACCUCGUGGGUUGCCGUGGGGCAUCCGUCUGGACGGUGGGAGCGACUGGUUGGCCCUGCACCGGGACUUUGUCUCCUACGUGGCUCUCGGGGACGACCCUCUACUCAGGGGCCUCAAAGCGCUCUUUGCACAUACCCUUCUUCCUGCCGAGUCGUUCUUCCACACGACACUGCAGAAUAGCGCAUUCUGUGGCACCAUCGUCGACAACAACCUUCACCUGGUGAACUGGAAGCGAAAGCAGGGGUGCAAGUGCCAAUACCGCCACGUUGUCGACUGGUGUGGGUGUUCGCCGAACGUGUUUCGUUCACCCGACGACUGGAUUCGCCUGCGGGCAACGACGGAUCGAUCCCUGUUUUUCGCGCGCAAGUUCGAGCCGGUCCUCAGCCAGCACAUGGUGGACCAAGUGGAGCAAUACCUUUUGAACGUACCACGGACAGCUUCAGAACUACUGGGUGCACAAAGCUACUGGCAGAGCACGUACAACGUCCAGGACACGUCGCCUCCAGCAGACCAGGCUCGCCUGUCGGCGUACGGGGCGCUGUGUCGCCUCGCUUUCAAGUGGAUACAGAAGCAACAUUCUUGUUCCGCCCACUUCCUCAUGGUCACGCAAGCCACACUGUAUUUCGACAGUGACGUCUUUAAGGGACUUCUCGUCUCGUACAAAGCCAAAACGGUUAGAUCUCAGCAGCCGGUAGAGGUCGAAGCUUGGGUGAAAUCGACGGACGUUGUUGAGCAUUUCCAGGAGGGGCGCCUGAUAUCACUCAAGGUGGGCUCAGAGUUUGAUCCGAAGGAGCAGUUGUUGCGCAACUUCGGAGGCCUCCUCGGUCCCCACUCCGACAUUGUUGCCGUGCACGAGUGGGGUCCCGGGUCAAAGGGGGACCACCUGGAGGUGACCUUCAUCUGGCAAGACCCCAUGGGUGUAUCCACAGCGUCUACGCCCAUCCAAGUUGAUGCUUCCGCACAGGUACUGCAGCACAGGCCGACCAUCCAUCAGCCCCUUGCCGAGGGCGUGUGGACCUUAUCUCUUCUCAGCAACGGAAAGAAGCUGGCCCAGACGCGUUUCGCCGUCAUUGGGCCGUCGCGUCCCCGUGGCAACUCAACACAAUCGAAUCUCAUCACCGCUGAUGACGACGCGCCGCAACUGGAAGUCGUGUCCAAGUUCUGGACUGUUGUGGACGCCUGUUUUGUGUCUGUGCCUAGUCAUCCGACAGGAGGUGCCUUCUGCGACCGCUUGGACUCGUGCCAGACCACGUCCUGGAGUUCAUACUUUCCCGACCCAAAGUCGCGCGUGAGAGGGUUCGGACCCAGAUAGCAGCGUGUCUCACCGUGAAGACCUGUCACCGAGAUGCCUCAAUGUCACAAGGACAGGAAGGACAGUGUUUCUUAGGGACACGGGAGAUUGAGGUACCUCAAUGUUUGAAGCGCGCUGUUCAGAACAGGAAAGCUGUCCGUACUGUGUGGAGAGGGAAAGCAUUCCGUUCCGUCAACAGCUAAAGACAUAUCAUGCUCUAAAGGCAAUAAGAUCUCCGCAGAGGGACUACGUAGGUUAGAGAAGGUUAGUGUUUCAGGGCUUUCCGCGGAGAACAUCUUCUAAAUCAGCUUGGGGGAAUUAAACCUCGGGAAACCACACCGUCAUCACAGCCUAUUUUGAACUCGCGUCUUGCUGAACCGCCGCGCUGCAUAUCACAGCAAAAUAUACUCAGUUGUCCCGAAAGAACAAUAGGUUUCAAGGCUUCUUUUGUCUUGGAUUUGCUACGGAAGCAGCUACUUUUUUCGUUACUACAAAUUUUUUCGUACUACAAAUUUCGUUCGCUUGUCGCAGGGGGAAGGUUCACGCGCCGUGUCCCCUUAGUUUAAUCACAAUUCAUUUUAUGUCAUCACUUAAUUCCCUUUCCAGAGCCCAGAACAAGUCUCAUAUCACGCGUGUCGCUCAGUGGAACAAAAUAUUUGUCGUCGUCCAGCUAAAGGAUGCUACGGUGAACCCCGGGCUGGAAACGUAUGCAGGGCUCUGUAGAUCUCCUUUUUUCUCAAAGUCACCUGCUGUUUGUUUCGUUUUUAUUUCUUCAUGUUUCGACGUUCAUCGCUUCGCAAACUUAAUACACUAAAAAAUCGCUUUUGGACGGUUGUUUUACAGUUACCAUACACAUGCCAAAGAUAUUUUGCAUACGGAGAAUACGAACAAUAAAUAUAGAUAUUAUAAUGCAAAGUA
Ornithodoros turicata is the source of this 3676-nucleotide messenger RNA. It is a transcript of the gene oxt, whose product is annotated as xylosyltransferase oxt-like. Gene Ontology annotation, molecular function: protein xylosyltransferase activity. The record is from RefSeq and is a predicted model, not a curated record. Gene Ontology annotation, cellular component: membrane. The transcript has 13 exons. The coding region runs from base 212 to 2779 and encodes 855 amino acids. NCBI's taxonomy places the organism in Eukaryota, Metazoa, Arthropoda, Arachnida, Ixodida, Argasidae. Gene Ontology annotation, biological process: heparan sulfate proteoglycan biosynthetic process; chondroitin sulfate proteoglycan biosynthetic process.